Messenger RNA from Erythranthe guttata (spotted monkey flower), 1133 nucleotides. RefSeq names its product agamous-like MADS-box protein AGL61. Gene Ontology annotation, biological process: regulation of transcription by RNA polymerase II. Gene Ontology annotation, molecular function: RNA polymerase II cis-regulatory region sequence-specific DNA binding; protein dimerization activity; DNA-binding transcription factor activity, RNA polymerase II-specific. Lineage: Eukaryota; Viridiplantae; Streptophyta; Magnoliopsida; Lamiales; Phrymaceae. The record is from RefSeq and is a predicted model, not a curated record.
CAGCGGUUAAAUUCGGCAGAGAAAAUCUUCUAUAUAUAUAUUAACAUGACCAUCAUCAGAAGAUCGAACAACUUCACAAUUUGUAAUUUUCCUUGUCUGAAUAAUUCUCAUCGAUCGUUCAGCCAUGGAAAACAUCAACAACAACAAAGAAUUAACUAUUUGCAAGAAAAAAACAAUGGGGCGAAGGAAGAUCGAAAUUAAAAAAAUCGAAAAGAAAAGCAGUCUACAAGUAACAUUCUCGAAGCGGAGAACGGGCCUGUUUCGAAAAGCCAGCGAAAUCAGCGUUCUCUGCGGUGCGGAAAUCGCAAUUCUCGUGCAGUCUCCGGCGAAUAAGAUCUACUCGUACGGCCACCCUUCCGUCGAAACUUUGCUCCACCGCUACCAGACCGGCGGAGCUGGCGGAAGCAGCAGCGCAGGCUUGAGUAUUAUCCCUUACAGUGAAGACGGAAGGAAUAAGUACGAUGAAGCUGUAAAGAAACUCGAGAUCGUAAAGAGAUCAAUGAAGCAAGAAAGUAGUGGUAUUAGUAGUACAAGAUUCUGGUGGGACGAACCGAUGGAGGGCAUGGAACUUUACGAACUUGAGGAAUAUGUCGAAGCAAUGGAAGCUUUGAAGGAUAACGUCUCGCGCAGAGUCGAGGAGAUGGAGAAGCAGAAAUCAAACGCUGCUUCCGCUUCCACGUCGGAUCUUGAUCCUAGUUUCCAGAUUAAUUAUCAAGAUUUUGAUGUAAGUAACUUUCUUGACUUUCCUUUAUCAUGUUUUUAGGGUUUCUAGGGUUUGUGAAGAACUUCAAUCUUUUCAAGAAUCAAAUCAUUACUGCAUAUGUGUUCAUUAAAUUCAGACAUUAACAUACAUGAACUGACUUUUGGAUCAUCAUUACAAGUAGUUUAUUCAUUAAUAUUUUUUAUCAGAUUCUUAAAAAGUUUCCUUAAAUGUAAUUGUUCGUGCAGAUUUUUUUUGUUAGUGUUUUUCUUUUUUCUUUUCUGCUUUAGGGUUUUUAGGGUUUCGAAGAAGCGAAUCACCAAUAUGUAUUUUUAUAAAAUUCGGAGGUCCAAUGAAUUGAUGUUUUAUCAUUGCAUAUCCAUUCAAUAUUUCUUGCCAGAUUCAAUCAUCUAAAUAUUUAUACAAUUGUUCU